CAUGUCUUGAAACUGAUCAGCCAAUGAUGGAGGAAAGGAGGAGGCCCAGUGAAGAUGCUGUCAUCGGCUGUCAACGACCGCAAAAUGACGACGAACUAAUUUCCAAACGUUUUGCUGCCGUGUAAUUAAUUGAUUUGGUUAGAUAAUGAUAAUGAUGGCGUCCCCGUGCACGGUUGAAGCCGUGCAGGAGUUCCUAAUGGAGCGAGGAGGGCGAGUCCAACAGAUGGAGCUGAUCGAUCACUUCGCGGCGAGGUGGGGUACUGGAAGUGACCCGUUAAAGGGCGAGGAGGCUUUGAGGCGCGCCGUGGACACUCUCGGUGUCGUGGAAGUGGAAAGCGGAGUGCAAUAUGUGCGUUUGAAUGAGGAUUGUAGCGCGCGCUCUGUAACGCGCUUGGAUAGAGACGGUAACGUGCACCAAACACCAAGCAACAACAAUCUCGUCAGUGGCGACUCUGACAACAAACAGCAAGCAGGAGUUUCUAGUCCACCAUCCUGCAGUAUGGAUGUCAAGCAGUCUGAACCCGCUCAGUCCAAUACUAUUUACGAAACCAGCGAGGUCAAGCUUAGAGAGAGGAGAAGACGCGAGUCGGCUCCGGUGAUCGGGGUGCCGAAUCAAGACCAUCCCGCCAGCUCCCAAAGCCAUCAUCAGGUCCGAGCGGCCCGCAGGGUGUCCAAAGGGUCCCAACGGGCAUUGCUGACCAGCUGCCUGUCUGAGGACAACACGGUGGAAGGCCUGGAGUACACUCUUGAUUUCAACACACCCAAAGGGAGCCGCAGGAACUUCAUUGAGCUGAUGAUGAAUUGUUCUCCUCAGGUUCGCCGAUCUCUCAUAAAUCGAGGUCCACGGCUUCGAGACUCCAUGAGGAGCGACGGCGACUCGGCGUCUCUCCUCUCCUCGGCCACCGACGAGGACUGCACCUCGGUGGCGCUGGACCCGAUGGAGCACGAGUGGAUGCUGUGUGCCUCGGACUGCCUGUGGGAGAGCCUUCACCCUCUCCUGGCUAUGGAGGCCGGCCUGGUAGCCAAGAAAGACUUUGUCACGGGCUUCACGUGCCUUCACUGGGCUGCCAAGCAGGGCAAGGCCGAGCUGCUCUCCCAGCUGCUGAAUUUCGCCAAGGACAACGGCGUCCACGUGAACGUCAAUGUGAGGUCCGGUGCCGGGUACACGCCACUCCACCUGGCAGCUAUACAUGGACACAUUCAGGUGAUGCGCGUCCUGAUGUCCGACUGGGAGGCGGACCCCGAGGUGAGGGAUUACAGCGGCAGGCGAGCCAUCCAGUACCUUCCUGCACCAUUGCCUGCAGACCUGCGGGACCAAGGAGUAGACCCCCCACCGCGGGCUGAGUCCGACAACGAGCACGCGGUGGUAGGUGGUGGUGUAACACGUGGCUGGAGGUUUCCCAAAGUGCUUCAGGGAAACCUGAACCCGCUCCGCCUACUCAACCAGUCAUCGGGGGCCUCCGAAGAGGCGCUCGGGAAUGGCAGGACCAAGGGGGGCAUGUUGAGGAAGUCGUCCCUGGGCCGACUGAACGCUCGGCUGCAUCGGGGGCGACACAGGGCGCAGAUUAUACACAGCGCCUCCUUUAGGGACGCAGGCGAAGUCGGAAGAGGAGAGGAGCUUCCCAGCACCCCUCAGCGAACACGGCCGCUCUCUAGCCUGUUUGGAUGAAGCCGCAAAAAAGCAGCAAAUUAUUUAUUAAGAGUUCCAUUCAUGGAUUUUUAUAAUUUUAUAAUAUCUUGAAUAGACAAGCCUUUUAAAAGUUUUAAAGUCAUAAAUAUUUUUUUUUCCAAGAAAUGAAGUUUAUUUUUAUUCCUUUUGUUCAAACCUUAACUAACUUAUUUAGGUACCUUUUUUUGCUACACAUUAUCUAAUUUAUUUAUUUUUAGACACACAGUGAACGCUUCAUUAAAUGUGUUUUUUUUUAAUGGGAGGGAAGUUUGUAAUUUCACAUUGGUGGAAGAUCACUUUAAGUCAAAAAUGGUGUUUUGGUACAUAAUAUAGCUGCACAAAGUUUUUUUCACAGAUAUGUUUUUCUAAUUAUUGACAGUUGUUUUACAGUACUUCUACGCUCUGAUACAUUUGCACUUGCCACUGUCAAGAUUUUCAGCACAAUAAUUUAAACACUACUCUGUUGUAUGACCAGACUGUUUUAUAUUUUAUAGAGGCAAUACAGCUUUCUUCCUCAAAUCUGCUCAUUAAUUGUUGAGCUGUUUUUUUUCGAAAUCUCAAGCAUGAUUGGAAACAGUGACACAUUUUGCCACUUGUUUCAUGUUGUGCCUCUUUUGACACCUGCUGAAUAAAUGCCAGUAAAUAUGACACGGGUGAGUUCAGGGACCUUUGACAACCAACGUAGCACACAUUCAAAAAUAUGCAAUCAAACAAGCGCGGUCACAUUCAAUACUUUGGAAUGCAUUUGAAUUCAACCUGGUGGAGAGUUGCAUGUACAAACGGAGUUGUUAGCUGUUUGUCAAAUGUGGAUAGAGUUUAGAAUUGUAAUGUGAUUUGUUGAAGUCUUGUCUGUUGUACAUGAGCCUUUAUUAAAAUGACCUGAUAAUUACAUUUAAACCACUGCCACAAUAUUCUUUUUGUAUUUUGUAGUACGCAUAUGGCCUUAUGUUGUUGUCAAGUAAAAAUCUGUUCUACAAGUGUACAAUGUUUACCUAAAAACUAUGAAGUUUCUAUUGGGUAAAAGCCUAUUUGUGUCUAUCCAUCCCAUCCUUAAAUGUGAA
Syngnathus typhle (broad-nosed pipefish) is the source of this 2730-nucleotide messenger RNA. It is a transcript of the gene sowahca, whose product is annotated as sosondowah ankyrin repeat domain family Ca. Gene Ontology annotation, molecular function: protein binding. Bases 146 to 1669 code for a protein of 507 amino acids. The record is from RefSeq and is a predicted model, not a curated record. The transcript is spliced from 4 exons. NCBI's taxonomy places the organism in Eukaryota, Metazoa, Chordata, Actinopteri, Syngnathiformes, Syngnathidae.